Messenger RNA from Vidua macroura (Pin-tailed whydah), 1634 nucleotides. RefSeq names its product TATA-box binding protein associated factor 7 like (gene TAF7L). The coding region runs from base 94 to 1257 and encodes 387 amino acids. Lineage: Eukaryota; Metazoa; Chordata; Aves; Passeriformes; Viduidae. Gene Ontology annotation, molecular function: RNA polymerase II general transcription initiation factor activity. Gene Ontology annotation, cellular component: transcription factor TFIID complex. The transcript is spliced from 10 exons. Gene Ontology annotation, biological process: transcription initiation at RNA polymerase II promoter; RNA polymerase II preinitiation complex assembly. The record is from RefSeq and is a predicted model, not a curated record.
CGGGGCGGCCGGGGCCGGCUCUGGGCUGGGCUCUCCGUGCAGGAGCCUUCCCGAGGCUGACGGCGUGUUUGCGGCGGAGCCGGAGGAGGCGGGAUGAGCAAGGGCAAGGACGAUGCUCCGCACGAGCUCGAGAGCCAGUUCGUGCUGCGGCUGCCCCCGGAAUAUGCCUCAACUGUGCGGCGAGCAGUCCAGUCUGGGAACGUCAACCUGAAGGACAGGCUCACCAUUGAGCUGCACGCGGAUGGGCGCCAUGGGAUUGUCCGUGUGGACCGGGUGCCACUGGCAGCCAAGCUGGUGGAUCUGCCCUGCAUCAUUGAGAGCUUAAAAACCAUUGACAAGAAAACCUUCUACAAGACAGCAGAUAUUUGCCAGAUGCUUGUUUGCACUGUGGAUGGUGAUCUCUACCCGCCUUUGGAAGAGCAAACAGCGACCACUGACCCCAAGGCAAACAAGAAGAAGGACAAGGACAGAGAGAAGAAAUUCAUAUGGAACCAUGGCAUCACUCUUCCCCUGAAAAAUGUACGGAAGCGGCGAUUCCGGAAGACAGCUAAGAAGAAGUAUAUCGAAUCUCCUGAUGUGGAAAAAGAGGUGAAGCGUCUCCUGAGCACCGAUGCUGAGGCUGUCAGUGUCCGCUGGGAAGUCAUUGCUGAAGAUGAAACAAAAGAAGUGGACAACCAUGGUUCACUCACCAGCCUGGACAUCUCCUCCCCAGGGAUGUCGGGGCAUAAGCAAGGCCAUGGCUCCUCAGAACACGAUGAACUGCGGGAGAUAUUUAAUGACAUCAGCAGCAGCAGCGAGGAUGAAGAUGAGAGGGAUCAUCAUGACGAUGAAGACCUGAACAUCAUGGACACUGAGGAAGACUUGGAGAGACAACUGCAGGACAAGCUGAACGAGUCUGAUGGGCAGCAGCAGGAGAAUGAGGGGUCCAACCAGAUCGGUGAGUGGCCAGCAGAGCAUGGCAGAAUUCUUGGGAUGACAGGCCAGGCUGUGCUUCCCAGCUCUGCUGCUGCUCUGGGUCUGAGCUCACUCUCCCUUCCAGCCAUGGGCAUCCAGAAACAGAUUGACAACCUGAAAAGUAAACUCCAGGAAACUCAAGACAGGAGGAAGCGCCAGGAAGAUCUCAUCAUGAAAGUGGAGAACCUUGCCCUCAAGACCCGACUCCAGGCCGUGCUGGAUGAGUUCAAGCAGCAAGAAGAGCGAGAGAAGCAGCAGAUGGCAUCCCUGCAGGAGCAGCUGGAGUCCCUCAUGGAGAAGUGAGAAGUGGGCCUGGGUCUUCAUGAGCAGAGCUGGAAGUGGUGAUCACCUGCCAUGCUGAAGUCUUUGCUUCAGUUGCUCACUUCUGCCACAUCUGCUGCUGGGCAGUGGUAGAGGGUCCAUGUCCAGAGCUGAUUUCACAUCCACUGUGCUGGGUUUGGCUGGUGGAGCUAAAGAAUUGGACUCUGCCUGUGAGAGCAGCCAAAACAACAGAUUUACUGUUAAUAGUCAGCACUGGCCCCCCCAGGACAGCACGGUGCUGGUUUCUGCAUCUUACUGAGUCUUGGGCUUGAUGGCCUGUGGCCUCGUAAGAGUUUGUUCUUGUGUUUGAGGAAUGUUUAUAUCUGCAAACCAAACUCAAUAAAGUUUCCUUUUCUGCC